Messenger RNA from Xiphophorus maculatus (southern platyfish), 990 nucleotides. RefSeq names its product stathmin-2-like (gene stmn2a). Gene Ontology annotation, molecular function: tubulin binding. The transcript has 5 exons. Gene Ontology annotation, biological process: neuron projection development; microtubule depolymerization; regulation of microtubule polymerization or depolymerization. NCBI's taxonomy places the organism in Eukaryota, Metazoa, Chordata, Actinopteri, Cyprinodontiformes, Poeciliidae. The record is from RefSeq and is a predicted model, not a curated record. Gene Ontology annotation, cellular component: neuron projection; growth cone; cytoplasm. Bases 130 to 672 code for a protein of 180 amino acids.
CUAUGCGCGUUCCUCUUGCUCCCCGCUUCCCAGUCCAAGCCUGGUCUAUUCGCUGACUCAGUGCCUUAAGCAGCAUCAAGGUUCAUCGGAACAGAGCUUCAGCAUCCUCUGCGGAGAAAUACAUCAGCCAUGGCUAAAACUGUAACCGCAUACAAAGAGAAGAUGAAGGAGUUGUCCGUCCUCUCCCUUAUCUGUUCCUGCUUCUACCCCGAGACUCGCAACAAGCUCGUUUGUGAGUUUGAAGACAUGGAAGUUAAAGCUAUAGACAAACGGGCCUCAGGGCAAGCCUUUGAGGUAAUUCUCAAGCCCCAGUCUCCGGUGUCAGACAUUGCCCACAACCUUCCCUCUCCCCCAAAGAGGGAUCUCUCCCUGGAGGAGAUUGAGAAGAAACUGGAGGCAGCUGAAGAGCGAAGGAAGUACCAAGAGUCUCAGGUGCUGAAGGCUUUGGCGGAAAAGCGGGAACAUGAAAGGGACGUGUUGCUAAAGGCCAUGGAGGAGAACAGCAACUUUAGCAAGAUGGCCGAGGAAAAGCUCCAGAUGAAGAUGGAACAGAUUAAGGAGAAUCGCGAGGCCCAGCUGGCAGCCAUGAUGGAGCGCCUACAGGAGAAGGAGAAGCAUGCCGCAGCUGUGCGCAGGAACAAAGAGCUGCUGAGGGAAGAGCAGCUAGCAUGAGCUUCACACAAUUCCUGUGGUCCGUCUGUCGAACCAUCCAUCCAUCCAUCCCUGCCCCACCUUCAACCUCUCCAAAACAGACACUCUGCCCUGAAGGCUGAGAGGCUCAAGAAACUCACCACCACAGCACUGCACACCUUGUCACAACUAUCCACAACCAUCAGUAUUAUCAGUAAUACAGACAUCUAUGACACUCCUUUUACAACUAAAUAGAUUUGUUGAUUUAGCAAAAGUGCAACCAUAUGACUUUUAUUUUGUAAAUACUAUCUAUCUAUCUAUCUAUCUAUCUAUCUAUCUAUCUAUCUAUCUAUCUAUCUA